AAACAUCUGUCAAAGUCAACAUGGCGAAGGGGUAAAUUUCGGUUUGGAUACUGGCUUGUUGUGCGUAAACUUUGCUUCCACAUGACGAAUAAAACCUUCAAAGAUGUAUCUGAAGAAAUUAAGGAAACAGUUCGAAGACGACGAUAUCGACUAUCUAGGAGUGAAACUGGGAGUACUUUUGGAGAGCAAGGCAUCGCUAGCUCCCGCACAGACUGUUGAUCCUAACUGUAACAAAGAUAGUCCGGGCCAUAGCAGUAGAACAAAGUUUGAAUUUCUCGACAGCCUUCCUUCCAGUUCGUGCUACAGGCCAGGGCCUCUUGGAUGUCAGAAUGAUGACCAGACGGCGAUUAGACCAGCGGAGUACAUUGGUUCGUUCUCCGCCCAAGGAUCUGAUCAGAAGGCCCGGGUUGACUUUGUCCAGAAACAGCUGGAGGGCAUGAUUGAUUCUCAGAAGAGGAAGCGUGUUAGCUUGGUUAUUUCAAUGGCUGGUAUAAAAGUUUGCAGCAGUGAUGGAACUACUGUGUACAUGGCCCACGCCCUCAAGCGGAUAUCUUACGCGACCUGUGACCCCGAGGCCCGUCAGUUCUCGUUCAUGGCCCGUGAACCCGAGGGCGAGACGGACAUCCAGUUCUGUCACGCGUUCAUCACGAAGACACCGGAGAAGGCCGAGGAACUGAACGCCAUCAUCAGUAAUGCCUUCAAGAUGGCGUACGCAAAGCAGCGAGAGAAGCCGCCCACGUUCCACGAGCUGAUCGCGCAGCAGGUCACGGAGCAACAGGCACACUUCCGCGCCGUCCAGGAGCAGGCCCAGCAGGUGCUGCAGGAGAAGCUGACGGCCAUCGCGCGCCCCACCCCCUUCUCCGAGACCGCUAGGCAACGCAUGGAGAUGAGGAAACAGCAGCAGCAAGCGGAGACGUCGUCGUUGUCGCCACAGCAGCAGCAGCAGCAGACGGCCGCUGCUGAACAAGACAGGGAUCUAGUCGUCGGGAAGAACAAAGUUUGGGCGAAACAAACGGUCGACAAAGUAAAACACCGCUCCUCGGGGGUGGAUCACGAUGCCAAACCCAACCAGAAUCAGUCAGCAUCAUCAUCACCAUCGUCAUCCUCGUCGUCACCGCCAUUAUCGUCGACAUCCAAAUCGAGUGCCACACCAAUGACGGCCUUAAAAACUGCCUUACAAGCCGCGGCAGCCAAAUACAAUCCCUUGUCGCCUCAGACUUCGUCACCGUCGAGAAACAGCAAUAACAACUGUGUCGUGUCUUCUUUGCAAUAUCACCCUCUCUCGGCAGCCGCCAUUAAGGAGUCGUUGGAGAACUCAAAUAACUGUAACAAAUUCAAGGGCUCACCCGUCACGGCCCUGAAGGAUGAGAUCGACAGACAUUUCUUGUGUAACGGAAUGGACAAUGGUGUAGGCGGGGUGGUGGGCGUGUCACCUCUCGGCAAAGGGAGACCGUCGAGUCAGUCGCCACAUCGCAGUGCGUACCAUCGGUCGUCGGCAGCCGAGAGCUUCGGGAGGUCAGAGAUGGAGUUACCUGCCUCUUGCUGCAACCCGAUGGCGAACCGGCCACUACCAGCUGUGCCUCACUCACACGAACACCUGCUGAGGAGCCCCGCACACCGCGCUGCCUUGCAGAACCGACGCAGCUUCGACGACUACAACCUGUCACCGUCCGCCUCAAGCAGCCGCCUCCGACACAACGGAGAAUCCCCGCGACGCAAGGCACAACGGCCCAUGAGCGCCAUCGUGACGUCCGGAACCAUCUAUGACAAUCCAGCCAACGGUCAGCCAUAUAGCCGGACGGGGACUGGGGGCGAGGAGGACCACGCGGGCCAGUACGUCUAUGGCCCCAACGUCAGAGUACGGAAGUCGUCGGGGGAGGAGGCCAUGUACAGACAGAGUCGCAGCCCGAACAGGAGGAAGAGUGGGGGGAAGGGCAGCGCCGAGAACGGGACAGAGUCGGAGCACGUGGUGCUGAGGUAUCAGAACGCUAGUCCGUUCCAGGCCGACAGGUUGGAGGAGGCGGAGAGGAGCGGGGGAAAGUCCAAACCAGGACUCGAGUCUCUGAUGUGUCUAGACCGAAGUCAUAUUGAAGAUGAAUCACUACGCCACGCACCCUGGUACCAGGCUGGAAUACCCAGAGAGAUAGCGCUGGAAAUCCUGCAGCAGGAGGAUGUGGGUUCGUUCAUCGUGCGGGACAGCACCACCCACCCCGGCUGUUUUGCCCUUUCUGUCCGUGUGCCAAAGUUUGAAAAUGCAAAUGGAAUCUCCCACUAUCUGGUGUUGAAGACACAGCGAGGAGUCAAGUUAAAGGGUCUGGACAAGGAGUGGUCUAACCUGACGGCGCUGGUGACGCACCACACCGUGAUGAGGGAGAUGUUGCCGUGCACACUGCGACUGCCGCGCAAAGCCAAGAACCCAAUGUUCAGAGCCAGCGACAAGGAUGACCGCGAGGAUGACCCCGAUUACCAGAGACUCUCCGAUUUCUCAUCCAUGAUGGCGCAGCUGAAAAUGUGAUAAACAAAAACAAACAAACAGAGCCACUUGCUGCUUCUAUUGCAGUAGGAGCUUCUUGGGUUGGUGGCUGAGUCUUUAGAGAUUGGGCUUUGAGAAUUUUGAACUGAAAGGAAAAAAACAAACAGAGCCACUUGCUGCUUCUACUGCAGUCGGAGUUUCUUGGGAUGGUAGCAGAGUCUGAAUAUGCUUCAGAGAUUGGUGUUUUAGCAUUUCAAACUGAAAGGAAAAAAAACUAAAAGCUUCUUCGCCAAUUUUUAUCGGAGACUCUUCAGAUUUCUUGUCCAUGAUGCUGCAGCUGAAAAUGUGAUAUAUAUAUAUAUAUAGAUAUUGUCCACUUGCCUCUAUGCAAGUGCUUCUGGGGAUGGAGACAGGUUCCAGAGAUUCUAUUGGUGUUCAUAAUUAUAAACUGCAAGAAGAAGAAGAAACAAAGCAUCUUCGCCUGUCUUUAGUCCUACGUUAUGCCAAGUCUUUCGUUUUGUUUUAUAUGCAAAAGAGAUGUUUUUAUAUGUUUGUUUGUAGUGAAAAUAGUCCUGUUGUUGGAAAGUGACCUGUGGAAGCCAUACUCAUCCAGUUGUUGUUAUCUUAAAGAUGGUUCUGUUUGUCCAGCGAAUGGUGUCCAUACUGGAUGAAAUAUCCUUCUGAAUUCACAUAUAUGCAGUUGUAGUAGAGGAAAUUGGAUUCAAGUGCCUUGUAAUGGCAUGUAUUCAUUUCUACAGAUUUGGAUGCAAUCAUUUCAAUUACAAAACUAAUUGCAGACAUUGUCCAUAUAAAGAAGUAAAAAACCCCAACAAAUUAAAUAGGGAAGCUAUCAUUGAGAAAUAUUCAUUCAUACAGAUAUGGAAGUAGUAAUUUCAAUUGCAAAACUGUAACAGCAGACACCUAAAAGUAAGGUAACCAUCUUGAAAUGUGUGGAUUUUAGUGAUUCAGUUGCAGGGCAUUAAAAAAACUACAAGUGCAGAACUGGUAUUACCUUGAUAAAGAAAACAAAUGGUUGCCAUAUUCACACAAGAGGCUACUGAUGAUGAUAAUGACACUGGUUAAUAAUAAUAAAAAAAUAUUUUUUUUUUUUUUCUUUUUUUUUUCAAAUAUAUUUUUGUUGAUCCAGUAUAUGCAAAUAUUGAGUAUGGCUUCUAUCUGCUAUACCCUGAACAACCAGAAGCAUGAUAACUUCUGAGUUUGUCGUUUGUGCUAGAAACAAAACCCCAAGUGCUAGUUACGAGAUGGAGAAUAAUUCUGAACAUCAACUCUUUGUCUGACCUGUGGUCAGAACAUUUAACCCUUCAAUGCAUGAACUAUGAUGGUCCAAACAUUAACCCUCUUAAUGUUUCACCCUACACUAUAGUCAUCAUCACCGUUUUUGUUUCAAUUCAGGAACUAUGUUUGAAGUCAGUGGACUGUUCUAUAGGGAGAUUUCAUAUAAUGAAGAAAUCCCUUCAGAUGUUUGUGUGUUUGUUUGUUUGUUUGUUUAAAAUGCAUUAUUGUGUUGUUAAUGAAGGUUUGUUUUAUCAACUUGUUGCAUGUUUGAGGAAAUGAGAAAAAAAGAAGAGAAGAGGGUUUUUAUGUUUUUUGGAAGUGUGUAAGAGACACCCAUUAAAGCAUGAUGUUUUAAUAGUCUAAACAAAAUUAGAUAUAUUUUUUUUUUAGUUAUUUAUUGUGUGUGACGAUGUUUCAGAUGUGUUAUAAUGCAGACAUCCAUGUAAGCCUUAUUGAAUCUAUUAAAUUAUUAGUUGGA
Molecule: messenger RNA, 4247 nt
Organism: Gigantopelta aegis
Lineage: Eukaryota; Metazoa; Mollusca; Gastropoda; Neomphalida; Peltospiridae
Exons: 10
Coding region: 104-2515 (803 amino acids)
Source: RefSeq, a predicted model, not a curated record